This is a messenger RNA of Centruroides sculpturatus (bark scorpion), 1090 nucleotides long. RefSeq names its product FMRFamide receptor-like. Gene Ontology annotation, cellular component: membrane. The coding region runs from base 1 to 1041 and encodes 346 amino acids. Gene Ontology annotation, molecular function: G protein-coupled receptor activity. The transcript has a single exon. The record is from RefSeq and is a predicted model, not a curated record. Gene Ontology annotation, biological process: G protein-coupled receptor signaling pathway. NCBI's taxonomy places the organism in Eukaryota, Metazoa, Arthropoda, Arachnida, Scorpiones, Buthidae.
AUGGAAGAUGAGUCGAUGGAGUUCGCACUGGGAGUAGCGAUUAUAGUCGUAGUUAUUUUAGGGUGUAUAGGAAAUAUCAUGUCGUUAUUUGUUUUAUCUCGACCGGAAUUGCGUUCUUCAAUUAAUUGUGGACUUCAAGGAUUAGCAGUUUUUGAUACUUUCUUAAUUGCGACUUCUCUUUUCAUUUUUGGAUUUCCCGGAUUGGGGCUGAAAAUAAAAAGUUUUCAACAUCAUUACGGUUAUAUAUACUUGAAGAUGGUACCCGUUUUGUAUCCACUAGCGCACAUUGCAAAGACAGGUUCAAUUUGGACCACGGUUAUUGUGACAGUCGAACGAUACGUAGCCGUGUGUCAUCCUCUUAAAGCUCGAUCAAUUUGUACUUGCAGCCGAGCAAGAUUUUGCAAUUUUAUUAUUCUGCUAUUCAGUAUAGGUUAUAAUGUGCCAAGAUUUUUCGAGGUGGAAGUUAAGUCUUUCAACGACACUAGUAACGACACUUGUUUGGCCUGCCCAACUCAGUUUCGCACCAACGAAACCUACUACAAAGUUUAUUACGUCGGGUUGAAUAUCUUAUUCACUUAUCUUUUACCGUUUGGAAUGCUAAUUGUGCUUAACACCAAUAUCUGGAUGGUGGUAAAGAAAGCUAACAGAAAUCGCCAACGUAUGAAUCGAAAUUUACGUAAAGAAAUACAUCUGGCUCUUAUGUUAUUUUGUAUAGUCAUCAUCUUUUUUAUCUGUCACUUAUUAUCUCUGAUUGCCACUAUCUUAGAAUAUCAAACUAUCUUCCUGCCGCUUCUGGUAAAAAUAUCUGAUUUUAUGGUGACUCUUAAUUCUUCCGUUAACUUUAUCGUGUAUUGUAUUUUUGGGAAAAAGUUUCGUAGGGUUUUUUUGAGACAUUUUUGUAAAUUAUCGACGAAGACUCCGAAUAGACUUAUUAACAGAGACCAGAGACUUGUUAAUCUAAGGGUCAAGUUUCGUGAUGGUAAGUCUUCGAUUGGAUUUUUUACUUUCUCUAUAAACAGAACUACAUCUUUUACACAAUAAAUAUUUAAUUUUAAAAAUAAACAUUAUAAUAUCGGAAUUUUUACUUAAA